Molecule: messenger RNA, 1653 nt
Organism: Penicillium malachiteum
Lineage: Eukaryota; Fungi; Ascomycota; Eurotiomycetes; Eurotiales; Aspergillaceae
Product: sugar porter family MFS transporter
Exons: 5
Coding region: 1-1653 (550 amino acids)
Biological process (GO): carbohydrate transport; transmembrane transport
Cellular component (GO): membrane
Molecular function (GO): carbohydrate:proton symporter activity
Source: RefSeq, a predicted model, not a curated record
AUGUCAUCAAACAACAAAGUUGGCACUCCAACUGGGCACGCCCCCGGGAUGCCAGCCUCUCCUGACAAGCGUGACCAGGCCGACGAUGUUACUGCUCUGGAAAUCGAAAUGGUCAACGUUGCCGAAAAUACUGAUCAUAUCAAGCCUUCGCCGUGGACGCUGAGCAUGUUACGUCUUUAUGGAGUCCUUUUCUGCGCGUACUUCGGCGCGGGCACAAACGGCUACGAUGGCUCUGUCAUGGGGGGAUUGAACGCUAUGGCUUCAUAUCAGCAGUACUUCAAUAUGGAAACGGCUUCCGCUUCCACUGGUCUUGUGUUCGCCAUCUACGGAAUUGGAACUAUCGCUGGUCUUCCCUUAGUCGGACCUGUAAACGAUUAUUUUGGCCGGCGAGCUGGCAUGUUUACCGGAGCCACUAUUGUCAUCAUUGGAACUCUUGUCAUUUCACAAUCACUCAACACUGGGAUGUUUCUUGGAGGGCGAUUUAUCCUAGGAUUUGGCGUUGGUUUCUGCAACAUCAGUGCCCCAGUAUAUGUCGGCGAAAUGGCUCACCCAUACUGGCGUGGAACACUGAUGGGGAUUUACUCAAGCUUUGGUGGAAUCGGGUCCAUCGUGGCAACGUGGGUAGUCUAUGCGGCUCAGUAUCGCGGCUGGAGUGGAUGGCGUUUGCCUCUGUGGUGUCAACUGAUCCCAUCAGGCAUUCUGUUCACCUUUGUUUGGACUCUGCCGGAAAGCCCAAGAUGGUUGGUCGCUCAAGGUCGUCUUCGCAGUGCCAAAGAGGUACUGGUCCGUUACCACGGGGAGGGGGACUCGAAUCAUCCUCUUGUCAAAUUGCAGAUGGCAGAGAUGGAAGCUCAAAUUUCAACGGUGGGAUCUGAUAAGAGGUGGUGGGAUUACAGAGAGCUCUGGAGUACUCGUCCUGCCCGCCGCCGGCUACUCUGUGUGCUGACCAUGGCCACCUUUGGUCAAUGGUCUGGAAGCUCCCUUACCAGCGCCUAUCUGCCGGUUAUGCUCGAAAACGCCGGAAUUACCUCCCAGCAGAAGAAGCUGAUGUUAAACGGUAUCUUUACCGUACUCACAUUUCUUGCGAACCUGUGCGGGGCCAGGUUGAUGGACAAGGUUGGGAGACGGCCCCUUCUUCUGGGCACCCUAAGUUUCUGCAUUGUGUGUUUCGCGAUCAUCGUUCCAACGUCGAAGUUCGCCAUUGAGAAUCCACAUAACUCGGCCAUCGCGAAUACAACUGUCGCCUUUAUCUAUCUUUUUGGUCUCAGUAUCUAUUUGGCAUGGGCUCCCCUCUCGCCUAUGUACAUUGUUGAGGUGCUCGAUACCAACACCAGAGCCAAGGGAAAAUCUUUGGCUCAGUUGUUCACUGCGGUGGCCUCAACAGUCAUUACCUAUUCAUCAUCCCCCGCAUUUGCCGCUCUGAAGUACUACAUUUAUCUUAUCUUCAUAGGAUGGGAUCUCCUGGAACUUACAGUCAUCUACUUCUUCUGGCCCGAAACCAAGGGCCGAACACUCGAAGAGCUCGAGGAAGUUUUCUCGGCUCCAAACCCGGUCAAAAAGAGUUUAGAACCCAAGACUUCCCAGACGGUUGUGAAUACAAUGAAAGCCGGGGCAGAGGAUCUGGAGAUGCGAAACGCCGCCAACGCCGCCUAA